Hansenula anomala is the source of this 753-nucleotide messenger RNA. RefSeq names its product cytochrome c1 heme lyase CYT2 (gene CYT2). Gene Ontology annotation, biological process: cytochrome c-heme linkage. Gene Ontology annotation, molecular function: holocytochrome-c synthase activity. Gene Ontology annotation, cellular component: mitochondrion. The transcript has a single exon. NCBI's taxonomy places the organism in Eukaryota, Fungi, Ascomycota, Saccharomycetes, Phaffomycetales, Wickerhamomycetaceae. The coding region runs from base 1 to 753 and encodes 250 amino acids. The record is from RefSeq and is a predicted model, not a curated record.
AUGAGUGGAGAAGAACAACCGAAAUGUCCAGUUGAUCAUAGUGCUCGAGAAGUUUGGCUAAAACAAAACGGAGGCAGUGCACCACAUCCAAUCCCAUCAGAUUCAAAUAAUGCUGAUAAAUGCCCAGUUGAUCAUGAAGCUAGAGGUAAAUGGUUAGAAUUUGGAGGGAAGGGGAAAAUAGAUGGUUCAAACAUUCCCAUAGAAGUUGAACAUUCAUCAGAUUCCAUACCUGAUCAACCUAUGUAUACAAGUGAUGUUAAAUUACCAACUGAACGAGAAAUUUCAUCAAUUCCAAGAACAGGAGCAAAUGCUAAUUGGAUAUAUCCUUCGCAAAAACAGUUUUUCGAAGCUAUGAAACGUAAGAAUUGGGAUCCAAGUGCACAGGAUAUGGAGACUGUUGUUCCUAUACAUAAUGCAGUUAAUGAAAGAGCAUGGUAUCAUAUAUUAAAAUGGGAAGAAGGUCAAGGUGCAGAAAAAUGUGGUGGUGUGCAGUUAAGUAGUUUUAAAGGUGAUAGUAAAAAAUUAACACCAAAGGCAAGAUGGAAAUUGAUGUUGGGGUAUCAAAAACCUUUUGAUAGACAUGAUUGGACAAUAAGUAGAUGUGGUAAAGAAGUUGAUUAUGUUAUUGAUUUUUAUGCAGGUAAACCAAGUCCAUUGAAUCCAAAUAUGGCUAGUUUUUAUUUAGAUGUUAGACCAAAAUUGAAUAGUUUUGAAGGUGUAAAGAUGAGAGUUUUCAAAUUUUUUGGAUUUUAG